Messenger RNA from Chenopodium quinoa (quinoa), 1449 nucleotides. RefSeq lists its product as uncharacterized. The transcript is spliced from 3 exons. Gene Ontology annotation, biological process: DNA integration. The record is from RefSeq and is a predicted model, not a curated record. NCBI's taxonomy places the organism in Eukaryota, Viridiplantae, Streptophyta, Magnoliopsida, Caryophyllales, Amaranthaceae. The coding region runs from base 1 to 1449 and encodes 482 amino acids. Gene Ontology annotation, molecular function: nucleic acid binding.
AUGAGGCCUUUCUGUGAACAUUGCAUAAUUCCUGGUUAUUCAAUUGAGAAGUGUUACAAGCUUCAUGGUUAUCCACCUAAUUUUGCUAAGGGAAGAGCAAAGAAAGUGGCCACUAUUGCUUAUGCUGACGAGGAGGAAGAAUCAGAUGAUCAUGUUACUCACAUUUCACAAAACCACAAGUUCAACUGCAUACUAAAAGCUUUACAAUCUCAGAACAUUGAUGAUCUUGUAGAAUCACAGGCUCAUAUGGAAGGUACUUGCUUAUUAACUUGUUCCAAUGCAAAAUGGAUAGUUGAUAGUGGUGCAAUUAACCAUAUUUGUUCCAAUUUACACCUAUUUGAGUCAUAUAAGUGUUUUGACAAGAAACCAAAUAUAAUUACCACUGCUGAUGGAAAACAUGUGACUGUAGAACACAUAGGAGCAGUUCACUUUGAUAAUGGUAUUACUCUACAGAAUGUGUUACAUGUCCCGGGGUUGAAAUUCAACUUGAUUUAUACACAUAGAUUAUGUAAAGAUUUGGAAUGUGAAAUUGUUUUCACUUAUGAAAAAUGUUUGAUUCAGGGACCAACUUUGAAUCGGUUAGUGGUUCUUGGUAAUAUGGUGUCUGGCCUAUAUGCUGUUGAUGGAAAGGAAGAGAAGCAAGUGUCUCAGGAAGAGAAAGUGGCAAACUCUGAAUUGGUUAGUAGGACAGGUGAUGAUGCUAAACGUUGGCAUCUUAGAUUGGGGCACAUGCCAUUUAAUAAGUUGUAUAUGGUUAAUUCAGGCCUUGAUAAUAAAGUAGGUGGUGAUAUUGUGUGUCAAAUUUGUCAUAAGGCUAGACAAACUAGGAAACCUUUUCCUGAAAGUAUGUCUAGGGCAGAAAGAAAUGUUAAGUGUGUCAGAACUGAUAAUGCUAUAGAGUUAUGUGAGGGAGAUAUUCUUCAAGUUUACAGAGUAAAUGGCAUUUUGCACCAAAAAUCCUGUGUAGACACUCCACAACAGAACAGGAUGGUGGAGAGAAAUUAUAGGCAUUUGCUAGAAACUGCAAGAGCCUUAUAUUUUCAAUCAAGAGUUCCUGUGAGUUUUUGGAGUGAAUGUUUGUUGACAGCAACUCAUGUGAUUAACAGAAUGCCUCUUAGUUCUGUAAAGUUUACUUCUCCAUAUGAGCUAUUGCAUGACAAGAAGCCAGUUCUGUCUCAUUUGAAAGUUUUUGGAUGCUUAUGUUAUGUUUCAACUUUGAAAACUGAAACACUUGUACCAGAAGUUCCUGUCCCUGUACCAGCAGUAAGACAAUCUGAUAGGCCUAGGAAGAGACCUAACUAUCUAGAUAGUUAUGUUUGUGCAGCAGAAACUGUUAAUGAUCAUUGGUGUAAUAUUGUUACUUUUGAAGUGCAUCCUACUUCAAUGAAGGCUUUGAUUAACAAGACUACACAGGUUACAAAACCUGUUAGCUACCUAGAAGAUACUUAA